AUGGUGAGACGCUUCUCAUAUGCUGAGAAAGGGAAAGCUCUAGACCUACCCACAGCACAUCAACCACCAAGAAGGCGAAUAAGAGCUCCAGAGAUGGACACAACCGACCUUGUCCGCCAAAACUCGCUCACUCUCAUAGGAAGGCUCACAAACCCACAGGAACAGAGGAUGUGGACGAUGAUUCCCUACAUCUCUAGCUGGUGGGAACUACGGGGAAGAGCGGUGGGCUCUGACCUAGGAAACCACUGUUUCCAGUUCAGAUUUGACUACGAUGAAGAUCUACAAAAAGUUCUCGACAACCGACCCUAUCAAUAUGCGAGAUGGAUGCUCAUCCUCCAAAAAUGGGAACCAAUAAUCUCCUCGACUUUCCCAUCCCAGAUCCCGUUCUGGAUCCAACUCAAAGGCCUGCCUCUUCACUACUGGAAGAAAGAACUGCUGUGUAACAUCGGACGUGAGCUAGGCGACUACAAGGAACAGAUCCUCACAAAAAUGACUGCAAAAAUCAAAGUGGAAGUCAAUGGCCUACAACCCCUUGCAAAAGAUGCAGUCAUCGAAUUUGAAGGAGGCCAAGAAGCUGUAGUUACCUUUGAGUACGAGAACCUGGGAAAACACUGCUCUCUCUGCUACAGCUUGAGCCACGAGGAAGAUCUAUGCCCGGAGAAGCUCCAACUAACAGAUCUACAAGAAGCUCCAACAAGACAGGCGAUAAGAGAAAGUCACUAUCCUGCAAAAGUACCUUCCCCAACCAUCUAUCGCCCGUUCAACCAACGCCAAGACCGCUACGGGAGACUGUUUGGGGAAAGACCCUCUACUAAGAGAACUUUGAUAGCAAGGGUUACAGAGCCGGUUUUGAGGAACCACAAUCUGGAGCCGCCACAACCAAGACACCAACACACACCAGACAUCUCGCCGCCAUACAACAGAAACCGUCUAGCUCCUCCUCCGACCAUACACCGUCAAAAUGGCCGUGAAAUUUUCAGAUCUGAUACAGGUCUAGGUUUGUCAGGACCAUCUAGGAGAGGAAAUCAACGGAACUCACCUCCGCGCCAGGUUUGGAGAGAGAAGCCCCCAAACCUCAAUGAUCAAAGCGUUGAUAUCUCCACCACUCGGGGGACUGCACUAGUAGGACGAAACCUGGAUACAGAAGCCUUUACGCCAGUGCAAAGAACACACUCCGAAGCGGAGAUAAUGUCAUCACUUCAGGAGGUAACAGUGCAAUACGCUAACGUUGAUGAUCCGGUUGAGAGAGCAGCAAGAUUGCAACGUGUCCUUGAAGGAGAAGCUCGGGGUCUCAUGGCGGAUACAGCAAGAUCCAUGUUUACUGCUCAAGUCCUGCAACAACACAUCACUGCCGAUACCCAUCUUGUUCCAACGACUGUUAUCCCAUUGGUAGAGGUCUGUACUGAUGUAGACAUUCGGCCUGUGUCUCAGCCUCUGGAGCCGUCGAGACGACCUAGAGGUAGACCACCUACAACGAAACCCAACCAAGCGGUUAACCCGUCAGAAGCUGGACCAAGUAAGAGGAAAACGAAACAAGGCAGAAUAUCACCUUUCCUGAGGAUUUCCCCCUUAUCCAGAGUUGUCAUGACCCGUACCUCUCCAGUCACACACAAUCACGGGACCCGACGAAGUAGAGUAACACUGCAACGAGGACCAUCGAUACCAGCAACUCCAACUGCAACCCCACCAACCAACACCAUGGUACCGGCGAUCCGGCGAGCUACAAGGAAGGAUAAGGCGGAUUUUCACAGUCUGCAAGAUCCUCUUCCUUAA
This is a messenger RNA of Microthlaspi erraticum, 1773 nucleotides long. The record is from the annotation of a GenBank genome assembly. Lineage: Eukaryota; Viridiplantae; Streptophyta; Magnoliopsida; Brassicales; Brassicaceae.